Molecule: messenger RNA, 4072 nt
Organism: Homalodisca vitripennis (glassy-winged sharpshooter)
Lineage: Eukaryota; Metazoa; Arthropoda; Insecta; Hemiptera; Cicadellidae
Exons: 2
Coding region: 193-753 (186 amino acids)
Molecular function (GO): metal ion binding
Source: RefSeq, a predicted model, not a curated record
UUUCACAGUUGUCGAUGUCAGUCUGUUCUGUUUAUCUGCAUUGAUAUUGAACUUACUGCAUUGUUAGUUGAGGUUAAUUUUAAUUAUUAAAAAUUUUAACUAUGAUUUUUAGGUAUUUUGGUUUAAUGUUUUAUUUAUUUACAACUUGAUGUUAUUAUUUUGUUUAGCUACUUUAUAUUAUAAAGGCCCAGAAUGUCUUCUUUGGUUGCCGAUUAUGGCGGUUCGUCAGAUUCUAAUUCGUCCACUGAUGGUUUAAUCGACGUUAAAGAAAAGGAAAGAAUCCCCUUGGCAUCUGGGGGUGAGAAGCUUCCUCUGCCAAAGUUCAGCGAGGAUGGUGUCACGAAUUCAGUUUUCAAGAACCCUUUCGUAGAGGAGGAGAAUGCCAAGAGUGCCAUCCUGGAGAAACACGUAAAAAUGAUCCCGGCCAAAGAUGACAUCACGCAAAUCAACGGGAAGCAGAUAUGUUGGAUGUAUCGGAAAGGAAGAUGCCGGUUCGGACACAAUUGUAAGUUUGCGCACGACUCCGACCUCUACUGUGAGACCCCCACGGAGACUCCCGAGCCCGAGACGACCACCGUGUGUGAUACGUUGUCCGGCUCCAGCACAAGUGCCAAGAACGACAGACUUGACGGCUCGGCCGAGACAGAUGUGGCGAAAAAGAAAAAAAGACCAGGCCUAACUCAAGGUUUAGUACCGGGCAAAAAGGUGAUGAACAUGUAUAAAAAACAGAAACUGACCAAUAAAAAACUUUAAAUGGAAUUUGACUUUAGUUAAAAUUGUAUAAACACUUUAAUUAUGUACAUAAAGAAUUAUUUCUUUUGUUAUGGAUUGUGAUUGAGUGAGUAGUGAAUGAUUAGUUUAGUUGAGUUUACUAAACCCUAUUGUUGCCAAAAAUUUCAAUGACAGUAUUAUUUAUGUCAUAUAAUUACUUAUAAAUGUAGUUUUGUUAAAUACAUUUACAAUUUAUAUAAUUGGUCAUGUAUAUUAUGGAUUGAAAUGAAAGAAAAUAGGUUAUUAAUAAGCUAUAGACUGUAAAAUAAAAGAAAAGUAUUAGCUCAAUCAGCUCAUAUCUUAUCACAUAUUUAUAAUUUGUUAGCAAAUUAUUAACAAAACUGUAGAUAUAUAUUUGUUAAGGACUUUGUUCCUAUUACAGUCAACCAAUGAAAAUUUAGUGGUACACUAUAGAAAAUUGACUGUAUUUCUUUAAUAAUUACUGGCCAUGUCACUGUCACCAACCUUACAGAGUCUAUAAUGUUGUCUACUUUGGCCCUAGAUUAAAUUGGUGAAAUAAAUACCCUGAUAUAUUAAUUUAUUACAUACAGAAAAUGUUAGCAAAGGUUUUUAAUAUAUGCAUAGUUCCUUAGUAGCUUUCUUUUGGAAACAAUUUUGUUUCUUAGAAUUUGAAAAGUUAUUGAUUGUUGUUUUAUAUAUUUGAUUGAUUUUUAAUGUCAUAGGUAACUACAUAUUUAUCGAAUUACAGGGAUUUUUAUAGUAUAGGAAGAGCAGGCUUACUUUUACCAGAUGGGAAGAAUAUUCCUGCCCAAUGGGCACUUUGCCAACCAUAGAAAAAUUUAAUUUGAAGUGUCCAGUGUUGCCAAAUCGCAAAGGCAAAGAAGUUGCAGAAACAAAGAAGUUGCUCUUUCACUGAGUAUUUUACACACUAUACUGUAUUAACAUAGAGUACUAUAUCUGCACAGUAUAUACAGUCCAUGUUACCAGUUCUUGAGUAAACCUGUAAGGGAAGGGGGGAUUAAAUGUGGGAAUAUCCAAUAUUUGUGUGUACUUUUUAAUGUCUCUGAAGAAGAAGAGGACUAUCCUGUGAAUCUGGUAAAAGUAAGACUACUCUUCCUAUCAUACAAAAACUCUCCUGUUAAAAUCAGGCUUGUCUUCUCCAAAUAUUAGUCUUACAACCAAUACAGUGGCUCUGCACCUUCUUUAGCAAGUCUAAGCUCAGCCAACUCUUUGACAAGCUUUCUCUAUUCUGCUCGCUGUUUCUUCAUCUCUACCGCGCUAGAAACCAUUACUUGUUUUAGCUGAUCCAGGGUACUCUGCUCCUCCUUCAACAAGUCUAAGCUCAGCCAACUCUUUGACAAGCUUUCUCUAUUCUGCUCGCUGUUUCUUCAUCUCUACCGCGCUAGAAACCAUUACUUGUUUUAGCUGAUCCAGGGUACUUUGCUCCUCCUACAGUCUGCUCUAGUGUUAGGAGCUUCUCUAUCUGCUGUCUCUACAGAUCCAUGUCUCAGCCACUUCCAGCAUCUUACUGGACGCCUCAGUUCAACUCGGGUUAAUUUGUUCUCAAAAGGAAAGUUGAUAUCCUCCAAUUUAUUGUGAUUAUCCUCUUUCCGGCUGACCAAGUCUUCUUUUCAUGCACAAGAUCUGCCAGCUGGUGCUGUAGAUCUUCCUGUGUUGUUUGUGCGACCUCUUUCAUCUGUCACAGUUCCUGUUUUGAAAUAUUCGGGUGUCUCUUUGUCACUACCAGUCUCUUCACAUCUCUCCUUCAACACCUGUUCUGCAUAAAUUUCACUCUCCUUCAGCAUUACAGCAGAAGCUUUAGUAACAGACUUCAGAUUAUCAUUCUCACCAGAGGUGGGGGAUGUUGGUUUAUUCGUAAUUCCUGGACAGCUUAUUUUCCUGAUGGCGGCACCAGCAGAGAAGUGGUAAAGAUGCUUCUGUCAGUGUUACAACAUGCCAGAACGGAAUGCCUGGUACGUAUUUGAGGGUGACAAUUGUGCUUAGCCUAGCGUUUAGCUAUUGGUGUAAACGGUCCCUUAAGUCACCACACCCCUACGCUAUACCACAGACCCUGAGGAAUGUUCCCGAGAACCUCAGCAUCUCUAUCUUACAGCCUGUACAGCUCAUCACUAGGAUCUUCAGACCACAGCCGGAGAGGGUGGAGCCUUGCCUGUGAUGAAUUAUAUAUUCCAGAUGUGACGUCAUUAUCGUCGAAGAGGGAUAUACAGUUUAUAACUCACACAAAUUCAAGUGGUAAUUUAAUGAUAUUAAAAUAAAAAGAUCAAACAAAAGAACAUGAAUAAAAUUUAAUUGAGGCUUGCCAGUACAUAAUGACCACUGAAAAAACUAAAUAAUGUUAACAAGUAACAAUUGUGUCAUCAGAUAUGAAAUGAACACUUUGAUGACUUUAGCAGUUACAAUAUUUUUAGAGAGGACAACAGCAUAAUUUUUUUACAAUGUAUAUUAUAAUAAAAAGAGCAAAUAAAUAUAAUUUAAUCUUUGUAAAAUAAAUGACAGAUGAAUUUACAAAUGUAAUACUCAGUUUAAAAUGUUUUUGAUUUAAGUUUAAUUCUAUUUUAGAAUAUAUGUAGUUCCAAAUUAAAAUUUAUUAUUCAUUAUUUGAUUUUAACAGUAUUUGAAUCUUUUUACCAAAAAUGCAUGCAAUGUAUGAUUUGAUUUAAUGAUAGUUUAUUAUUGAAAGUAUAGCUUGUCAGUGAAUUUCGUUGUAUUUGCCAAAUAGUGUAGGGAAGGAUAACUUCCCACAAUAGCAAAAGUCCGUUAUAUUUACUCAACCUCAUUGUUAAAAAUCAAAAGAUUAUUCCUUGUUCUUGUUUUACCACUAAUUAAUACAGAAGCUAAUAAAUGUUGAUUGUAAAUAAAGUGACAAACUUUAAAUCAGAAAAAAUGAUAAAACUGAUUAAACAUUAAGUCCGAACAUGUACUGUAGUUAGCAAGUUGUGUUGAAACUUUCCCAAUUAUAUUCUAAUAUUGUAAUGAAUUGAUUUUAGAAAAAUCAACUUUUAGUUGAAGUAGAAUAAUUAUUUUCGAGUCUUGUUUUACGUUAGAGACAAUGUCAUUUGUAUCCUAGUUACAAUCCACAAAUUAAAAUUAGUUUUUGACCAUAAGUUGUAGUUUGUCAUUUUAAAAGUUUAGAAAAUGUUGAAAUAUAGCAUAGUUUAGUUUGAUCUAAACACAUACACACUAGUUCCAUUCAAAAAUGGUACAUAAUCAAUAGUUUAUUAAAUAUUUAUAUACUUUUGAUUGGUUUUGUGAAUGAUAUAGAUAGAACGUGUUGGUCUUUAUAAAUUCAAAAUAUAAAUUAAAAUUUUGUACAGCACAA